GUCCACGUUCCUGAUCUGUUUCCCAUUCUCAGUGACUACCUACCUACCGGGGUACGUACCUGCAUCUCGCACGGCACUCCGUAGAAUGGGUGGCCUUCGAGGAGGUCACGAGCUCAACUGGUUACCUAGAUAUGGUAAUAGGUAGCCUGCUUUACACUUUGGCAGUUUUACACCUGCCACUUGUUACGAAUUGCACGUGGGGAAAAGACUUGGAGGACUUUAGAGUCGAACAAGGCCUGGCCGCCCCCCUCAAUACUUUUAGCAUGUGGAUCAUGUUGGAGGUACAGCACGCAAUGACAUGGAGCUGCAUCAAUGAGACAGGACCCUUGAUCUUCAGUCCCUUUAUUGUCCAUUUACGUCGUGCGCCAACUUAUAUACAGUCCUGAGUCUGCUGUUGCUCUCGGCCCGAGGCUUUCCGUCACCCUUCGUGUCGUCCCAACAGUGGAAGAUGGCACAACAGAGUGCCCAACACACCUUCCUCUUCGCGGAAGCAGCCGUC
Molecule: messenger RNA, 499 nt
Organism: Colletotrichum navitas
Lineage: Eukaryota; Fungi; Ascomycota; Sordariomycetes; Glomerellales; Glomerellaceae
Exons: 1
Coding region: 132-386 (84 amino acids)
Source: RefSeq, a predicted model, not a curated record